AUGGCGGCGAUCUACGAGGCCGAGGCGACGGGCGACCUCGAGCAGGUCCUCCACCGCUUCUUCGCGUUGCCAUUCGCGCCGAGGUCUGGGCUGCGGGAAGGGAAGGAAGCGGAGGUGGAGGCUCUGUGUGGGGCCUCGAUAGAUGUGAUAACCGCCGCCACGGCGGUACUGCCGCUCGUCUUUCGCGCCGCGAACACCCUCCUGCGGGUGUACGCGCAGCAGGGCGACCUUGGCGGAGGGGGGGUUGCCGGGAAUAUUGGAAUCCCGAGCGCCGUUGGGCGGCAUUUCCCCGCCGCGACGGACGCCCCUGCGGCCUCGACCAACUCCCAGAAAGCAUAUCAGAUGGUGCAGGCGAUGAGGCUCGUGGUGGAGUGGGUGCGGCGUUGUGGAAGCCACUCGUCGAAUGGGGCGAUGGUUUACGGGGCGUGCACGAAGGAGAUCAUGGAUUUUGAACAGCGAUAUUUGACGUAG
Molecule: messenger RNA, 471 nt
Organism: Phytomonas sp. EM1
Lineage: Eukaryota; Euglenozoa; Kinetoplastea; Trypanosomatida; Trypanosomatidae
Source: the annotation of a GenBank genome assembly